AUGGCUCUCAAAUUUUUCUGCCUAGGCUGUCUUUGAACCUAAAUCUUCAGAUCGAAGUAGCUAGGUUUCCAGAGCAUGAGCCGUCAGUCCUCAUGCAAUCUUAUAUUUUAAGGAACAGAGGACAGCCAAAGCGCAGCCUCCAUAAAAAAGCUUGUCAGAUAUUAUAUUUUAGACUGACACAGCAAAUCUUCCCUACCCCCCUUUAUAAAAUGUCAAAUUAUGAGUCUAAGUCUUUACUCUGCAGGUGUGUGUAUGUGUGUUCAAAAGAAAAAUUAUUGCAUAUAAACAAUGGGAAAGAUGAAAAUCUUAUUCCUUUUCAAAUUAUAGUUUGUUUGAAAUAAUAUAGUGUUUUCCGUGCGUGCUUGCCUCUAAACUGCUUGAAGACUUCAACUGCUUGAAGACUUCGUCUUUCUGGGUUAACAGAAAACUGAGUAAGUCUAAAGCAUACUAUUGAUAUGCUUGUAAAAAAUGGACCAUGGAGAUAAAUUUAGGAACCUUCCCUGGCCUAUGAUUUGGCAAGAGUUUUCUAUUUCUUACAAACAUACUUGCUGUCUCAUAGAAGCUUAAGGAUUGGCGACAGUGGGCAGCGUUUUUCUGAAGACUGUGAGACCAGGUUUGGCUGAUUUCUAAAAAGUCAAGUAAUAUUUCAAGUUUGCUUUGGAGUGAGAAAAGUUUUAGGGAUUAUUAUUGCAUAUACUUUCUGUGAUUUGACUUCUCAAAAGAUAUAGAUUAUGGAUGAUCUAUACCACAGAGGUUGUAAUUUCAUGCUUAUUCCUAUUUCUUCAGGUCAUUAGGAUUCUAAUUUUUUAUUUUCCUGUGCCAGAUUAUCACCAUGAGGUCUAUAAGAUCUCAGAAUUCACCAACGAUAUUAAUGGGGAGGCCAAAGAGACACAACCCAUUUUUUUAGGAGAUGAAAGCAUGGAAAUUAAAAAACAAAUUACAGGGAUGAGAAGAUUAUUGAAUGAUAGCACCGGAAGGAUAUACCAGCGUGUUGGCAAAGAAGGAGAAAAAUUAAAAGAAGAGCCUCAGGAUUUGGAUUUUGUGUGGCCUCCACGUUUGAACUCCUCCACCGAGCCCCCACAGGGCUUCCACCCCCCUCCCCGCGGCGCGUGGAAUGAGCUGCCACCCCAAAGUGGGCAGUUCUCAGGACAGUAUGGCACCCGUUCUAGGACCUUCCAGAGUCAGCCCCCUGUUGCUGUGAGCUCCAACGGAGACCUUCCAGUGGUGAACUCGUCAGUGGAAUCAAACUGCUGUACUUGUAACUGCCAGUCAACAUUACAAGCCAUUCUCCAAGAACUCAAGACCAUGAGGAAAUUGAUGCAAAUCCAAGCAGUUGGAACUCAAAACAGACAACAACCCCCAAUUUCCCUUAUAUGCUCCCAGCGAACUGCUGUCUCACGCAAGAGAACUAAAAAGAGAAAAUUGGCCCCAAAGCCCAUGGAAGCUGUUACUGAGAAACAGAAGGCCAGUGUGUUAGAAAUUGAGAAGAAACCAGCAACUGGGGCCUCAGAGCCACAGCCGGGACUCCCAACCUCCCAGCCCACCUCCACUGAAGAGAGCCACGUUCUGGGAUUUGGCAUUGUUCUCGAAUCGCCUUCCUCAGAUCCAGAAGUGCAACUUGCUGAAGGCUUUGAUGUGUUUAUGCCCAAAUCUCAGCUGGACUCUAUAUUAUCAAACUACACUCGCUCAGGAAGCCUUCUGUUUAGAAAACUGGUGUGUGCAUUCUUUGAUGACAAGACUUUGGCUAACUCCUUACCCAAUGGGAAGAGGAAAAGAGGACUUAAUGACAACCGGAAAGGACUAGACCAAAAUAUUGUGGGUGCAAUAAAAGUUUUCACUGAAAAAUACUGUACUGCUAACCAUGUGGAUAAACUUCCUGGCCCAAGAGACUGGGUACAAAUUCUACAGGAUCAAAUUAAACUUGCCAGAAGAAGGUUAAAAAGAGGCUCAGCAGAGGUAGCUGACGGUGAUGAAAGACUGGACGGCAUUUCUCUACCACCAACAGGUGAUAUAUUUGACACCAGGAGAGGAAUCACGGAGGACAGAGAACCAGGUUCAUUGCCUAAACUUGUGCUCUAGUGACCUUGAUUGUUAGUAUAUGUAAUUCUUCCAUCUGAAUCUACUCAAAGACCCACACGGCCAAGUGUGGGUGUUCUGUGAAGUUUAUCUGUCCUGGUUGAAUCAUUUCCUAUGAUUUCUUUGUACUAUGUGAUGGUCACACAACCAUAUUGGAUUAUGAUAUUUUAAAACUCAUUUUUAGGGCUGGAAAAUGUGGCUUGGCGGUAGAGUGCUUGCCCGGCAGGCACGAAGCCCUGGGUUCGAUUCCUCAGCACCACAUAAAC
Perognathus longimembris pacificus (Pacific pocket mouse) is the source of this 2342-nucleotide messenger RNA. It is a transcript of the gene Bend7, whose product is annotated as BEN domain containing 7. Gene Ontology annotation, molecular function: DNA binding. NCBI's taxonomy places the organism in Eukaryota, Metazoa, Chordata, Mammalia, Rodentia, Heteromyidae. The transcript is spliced from 8 exons. The coding region runs from base 736 to 2079 and encodes 447 amino acids. The record is from RefSeq and is a predicted model, not a curated record.